GGAUCCUUCUUACUCCUCUCCCGCCUCCGUCCCUCGAUCACAGUUGAACUGCUGCAGAAGCCAGUGCUUGAGUUGCGGUUGUGCACGUGGAGGUAGCAGUGCAGUAGAAGAAGAAGUAGGAGAAGAAGUAGUAGUAGUAAAAGCAGUAGUAGUAGUACAUGCGGAGAUACCAGCAGUACUCGCUCCUUCCGGCGCCUUUGGCUCAGGUUAUGUCUCCGCGCUCACUCGUUCAGCGGCGGCUCUUCAAACUUUUCACCAACUUUUGUGAAGCAACGCGCGGCGACAGAAGCGGCGACAGAAGCGGCGGCGGCGGCAGGAGGACCUGCUGAGGAUGAGUCCACAGUGAGUCCGGCCUUUGUUCAUCUGACCCUCUGCCCCCCCCCACCCCACGGCCGCUCACCCACAGCAGUAUGGUCGAUAAAGGGCCCUUGUUGACGUCUGCUGUCAUUUUCUACCUGUCCAUCGGGGCCGCGAUUUUUCAAGUCCUGGAAGAACCGAACUGGAAGCAGGCCGUGAAUCGGUACCGAGCCCGGAAGGACAAGAUCCUGGAGGACUAUCCGUGUCUGAGUCAAGAUGAUUUGGACAGAAUCCUAGAGGAAGUGUCUGAAGCUGCAGGUCAGGGGGUCACGAUCACCGGCACCAAACCCUUCAACAACUGGAACUGGCCAAACGCUGUCAUUUUUGCUGCCACCGUGAUCACCACUAUCGGCUAUGGAAACAUCGCUCCUAAAACAUCGACGGGACGCGUGUUCUGCAUCUUCUACGGACUCUUCGGCGUUCCUCUGUGUCUCACCUGGAUCAGUGAGCUGGGAAAGUUCUUUGGAGGCCGAGCCAAGCACCUGGGCCAGUUCUUGACCAAGAAAGGGUUUUCUCUGAGAAAGGCUCAGUUUACCUGCACUGCCAUUUUCCUCCUGUGGGGCGUGCUGGUCCAUUUAGUGCUUCCACCCUUUGUGUUCAUGUCCCAGGAGGGUUGGUCGUACAUUGAAGGCUUGUAUUUCUCUUUCGUCACUUUGACCACGAUUGGAUUUGGAGACUUUGUUGCAGGCGUGGACCCAAAUACGGAGUACCCGACCCUCUACCGGUACUUUGUGGAGGUGUGGAUCUACCUGGGCCUAGCCUGGCUGUCGCUGUUCUUCAACUGGAAAGUACGAAUGGUAAUCGAAGCUCACAAGGCGCUGAAGAAGCGGCGCAAAAUGCGCAAACAGUCGCUGGAGGAGCCCAGACCGCACAAACAGAAGGACUCGCCGCGGUUGCCUCCCACCCCCAAUGACGUCAACAUCUUCAGCUUCCUGUCCAAGAAGCAGCAAGGCUACAACGACCUGAUCAAGCAGAUUGGCAACAGGAAAGUCGACAGGAUCGGCAGAGGCUCGGCGAGCGCUCCAGACAAACCGGUCAAGGACUACGGUCGCUCCAAGAGUUGUAACGAUGCCCCGGUGUUGAACUCGCACACCAUCCUCAGUCUGGACCGCUCGCCGCGUCAGAAGAGACGCUACAGUUUCAGCGACCGCGUCACCGUUGCUUUUUCAAAGUCCAAGAACUACAUCAUGGGCUCGGACAACGGUUUGCUGCUGACGGAGGAUCACGUGGAGGGAGACCUAGAACUGGACCGUGACCCGAUCUUUGAGAACCAACUUGACAAGGAUGUGGACCUGGAGAAACAGGUGGACUUGGACCGUGGAGCCGGGGGUCGGAGGACGUGGGAUUCUAAAGAGUAUCACUCACUGACGUUCCAAAAUGCCAACAUUACUUUUAUCGAUGAGGAAAACUUCAUCGGCAACAACUUGGAGGACGACGACGACGACGACUCCAAGGCGAAACUGUCCAUCACCACGUGUGACGAGAACAUUGAAACCAACUCCAAGGAGGAGGAGAGUUCAGAGUCCGGCGGGUCGGUGUUCACCAUCGACGGGUCAGAACACGGACACUCCUACGAGAAACUGGUGGAGGAAUACGCCAAGGAGGACAACACAGAGUCUUGACCUUUGACCUUUGACUCCGUGCCCACGCCACGUGUCGCUCACCUUUUUCCUAAUGUGAAACAUUUGAAAGGAUCACAUGACCCACUGCACUUUCUGGUGUCUGACGUCACAUGAUCAGAUUUCAAAUCAACACCUACUUCAAAUUCCUGUGAACUGUUGAUGUUUAACGUCCGGGUGAACAUGACCCGACCUUUGACCCCUGCUCUAGGACCACCUUUAACUAAACAUUGUGUGCUACGAUUUUCUUAAAUGUCCGAACCUUGAACUGUUCGCCACAAGUUUUUUGGUCCAAUCUCGGUGCGGUGAGGACUCUGGUGUCAACUACUUCCUGUGAACUACUUCCUGUGGUUCCUCCGACACUUCCACCAUAUUGGUGUUUUAAUUAUAUUUAUUGAAAUGAAGGACGCUGCAUCUUUUUAUUUAAAUGAAACGUCUGUCUCUGACCAGGUGUCAAGUCCACUCCACUGCAGACUUCUGGUCAUCACCUGAGCCACGUCCUGGUCCUUAGAAACGUCAGCACAGAGUCGGCCGAUUGGUUGUUUUUGUUUUUGUUUUUCUCCUUCAGUAUUUUCCUUUUGUGACGUCGUGAACUUUGUCAGUUUUGUCUGUAGAAAUAGUGACUGCACUAGAGAAGAUCGGUGACAUUUCAUCUGUGGAGAGAACGAUGGAACUGUUUGUGUUUGAACUGCCUUCAGAGUUCAUGUGCCAGGAAUAUAUAAAUAUAUGAAUAUAUGAAUAUAUAAAUAUAUGAAUGUAUAAAUUUAUAAGUUCCAAACACAUAAAAAACCCUUUGGUUUCAGGUGACGUCUGGUGAAAUUUAAAACCAGUUCUUCUCACUUUUCUCUGAAGCGUUUCAUUAUUUUAGCCGUGUGACUGAAGACCUUCAGACCUUCAGACCUUCAGACCUUCAGACCCCGGCCCGGCCCAGGUCUCCACCUGGACUUGAUACCUGUUCACCUUCCAGGACUCGUUCUGGUUGGAACGAUGUUUUUGUGGUGUGACACAGGGGGCAGUGUUGUGUGUGUUUGUAUGUAUUGUCCAUUCAGUUUCAGUUGCCUCUCUGUCUCCACCUGCUGUUUGCACAUGUCAGACUUCAGCACAGAACUUCAAACAGUGUUACUGUAAUGAUCGGUUCUUCAGUCGUUCUUCUCCCUCAUCCGACCGUCAGUCGUGACCUCUCUGUGACCUCUCUGUGUCCAACAUGUUUCAUCUUUUAUGUUCAGUUUGUUGUUGUUGUUCCAGUCUCCACUGUUGAGUGCCUCCUGACCCCCCCCCCGUCGUCACUGGUCGUCUGAAUAAUUGCUUGAGUCGUUAAAAAAAUUCUGUGAACGUUUUUUUUUUUCUAUGAUUAAAUUAUUCGUGUUUGUACAUUGAUUAGUAAAACUGUAUAUUUUAUGAAAAAUAAACACUUAAUAAAAA
Cynoglossus semilaevis (tongue sole) is the source of this 3398-nucleotide messenger RNA. RefSeq names its product potassium channel, subfamily K, member 5a (gene kcnk5a). The coding region runs from base 411 to 1979 and encodes 522 amino acids. The transcript is spliced from 5 exons. The record is from RefSeq and is a predicted model, not a curated record. Gene Ontology annotation, molecular function: outward rectifier potassium channel activity; potassium ion leak channel activity. Gene Ontology annotation, cellular component: plasma membrane. Lineage: Eukaryota; Metazoa; Chordata; Actinopteri; Pleuronectiformes; Cynoglossidae. Gene Ontology annotation, biological process: stabilization of membrane potential; potassium ion transmembrane transport.